ACGCGGCGCGGGCGGGAGCCGAGCCGGAGCUGAGCCGGAGUCGGAGCCGGAGUCAGAGCCGGAGUCGCAAAGACGCGGAAACAUGGAGGCCUGAGCCGGCGGCCACCGCGGCUUCUCCUGUUCCCCCUCUGCCGCCCGCUUGUCCGUGAGCUGGAAGCGGAUCUGCCCGCCGGCUGAGACAGGUUGUCUUGUGGAAAUGAAGGUUUAAGGACAAGUUGUCUCCCAGAUUAGAAGAUGGGAUCGAACAGCAGCAGAAUCGGUGAUCUUCCUAAAAAUGAGUACUUAAAAAAGUUAUCAGGCACAGAAUCUGUCUCUGAGAAUGACCCGUUCUGGAAUCAGCUUCUCUCAUUUUCUUUCCCUGCACCAACCAGCAGUACUGAUUUGAAGCUCUUGGAGGAGGCAACUAUUUCAGUCUGCAGGUCUUUAGUUGAAAACAAUCCCCGAACAGGAAACCUUGGUGCAUUAAUUAAGGUCUUCCUUUCUAGAACCAAAGAACUAAAACUUUCAGCAGAAUGUCAGAAUCACAUCUUCAUUUGGCAGACAAACAAUGCUUUGUUUAUUAUUUGCUAUUUGCUGAAAGUGUUCAUUUGUGAGAUGUCAGAGGAGGAAUUACAACUUCAUUUUACUUAUGAAGAAAAGUCUGGCAGUUGCAGUUCCAACUCAGAAGAUCUCUUGGAAGAAUUAGUCUGCUGUUUGAUGCAGUUAAUCACUGAUAUCCCACUCCUAGCUAUUACUUAUGAAAUAUCAGUAGAAGCUAUAUCAACAAUGGUUGUUUUCCUUUCCUGCCAACUCUUCCACAAGGAAAUUUUGCGACAAAGCAUCAGUCACAAGUAUUUGAUGAAAGGUCGAUGUCUUCCAUACACCAGCAAACUCGUGAAAACCUUAUUGUAUAACUUUAUCAGACAAGAAAAGCCUCCUCCUCCAGGAGCACAUGUGUUCCCUCAGCAGUCGGAUGGGGGAGGACUGCUGUAUGGACUUGCAUCAGGAGUAGCAACUGGCCUCUGGACUGUCUUUACCCUGGGUGGUGUGGGCAGCAAAGCAGCCGCCACUCCAGCACUUACUUCCCCCCUGGCCAACCAGAGUCUCCUGCUUCUGCUGGUACUGGCCAACCUGACAGAUGCUGCAGAUGCACCAAACCCCUACAGACAGGCCAUCAUGUCCUUUAAGAAUACACAAGAUAAUAGUCCUUUCCCCUCAUCAAUUCCACAUGCUUUCCAGAUUAAUUUUAACAGUUUGUACACAACUCUAUGUGAACAGCAGACAUCUGAUCAAGCAACUCUCCUCUUAUAUACAUUGCUCCAUCAGAAUAGUAAUAUUAGAACAUACAUGUUGGCUCGCACAGAUAUGGAAAAUCUUGUUUUACCAAUUCUCGAGAUUCUGUAUCAUGUUGAAGAAAGAAAUUCACACCACGUGUAUAUGGCGCUUAUAAUAUUGUUGAUCCUUACAGAAGAUGAUGGCUUCAAUAGAUCCAUUCAUGAAGUGAUAUUAAAAAAUAUUACUUGGUAUUCAGAACGGGUUUUAACAGAAAUUUCACUGGGGAGUCUCCUGAUACUGGUUGUAAUAAGAACCAUUCAGUACAACAUGACAAGGACAAGAGACAAGUACCUUCACACAAAUUGUUUGGCAGCUUUAGCAAAUAUGUCGGCCCAGUUUCGUUCUCUCCAUCAGUAUGCUGCCCAGAGGAUCAUCAGUUUGUUUUCCUUGCUGUCUAAAAAACACAACAAAGUUCUGGAACAAGCUACACAGUCCUUGAGAGGUUCACUAAGUUCCAAUGAUGUUCCUCUACCAGAUUAUGCACAAGACCUAAAUGUCAUUGAAGAAGUGAUUCGAAUGAUGUUAGAGAUCAUCAAUUCCUGCCUGACAAAUUCUCUUCAUCACAAUCCAAACUUGGUGUAUGCACUGCUUUACAAACGAGAUCUCUUUGAGCAAUUUCGAACUCAUCCUUCAUUCCAGGAUAUAAUGCAAAAUAUCGAUCUGGUGAUUACCUUCUUCAACUCCAGGUUGCUACAGGCUGGAGCUGAGCUGUCAGUGGAACGGGUCCUGGAAAUCAUCAAGCAAGGAAUUGUCGCUCUGCCCAAAGACAGGCUAAAGAAAUUUCCAGAAUUGAAAUUCAAAUAUGUGGAAGAGGAGCAGCCCGAGGAGUUCUUCAUCCCCUACGUCUGGUCUCUGGUCUACAGCUCAGCCGUAGGCCUGUACUGGAGCCCACAGGACAUCCAGCUGUUCACGAUGGACUCCGACUGAGGCCGGCCUCCCCCACCGAGCACCCUUCUCGGUUCCUCCUUCGGGCAGGUGGAGGCAGGUGGCCUGGUGGAUCUUCUGCUGAAGAGGGGCACACAGGCGUGUUUCCCUUGCACACUCAGACGUGGAGAAUUGGUGCCAGUUGGCAGUAGAUCACUCAGCUUAGAUUGUAGUUCAAAAAAUGCAAUAAUAAAUGUAAAACCUGCU
Molossus molossus (Pallas's mastiff bat) is the source of this 2445-nucleotide messenger RNA. It is a transcript of the gene DYM, whose product is annotated as dymeclin. The transcript has 17 exons. Gene Ontology annotation, cellular component: Golgi apparatus. NCBI's taxonomy places the organism in Eukaryota, Metazoa, Chordata, Mammalia, Chiroptera, Molossidae. The record is from RefSeq and is a predicted model, not a curated record. Gene Ontology annotation, biological process: Golgi organization. The coding region runs from base 235 to 2241 and encodes 668 amino acids.